UCUAAUAUUUCUUUUCGGACAAUAUAAAAAAUACAAAUCAGAUAAAUUCGUUUAAUGCAGAAUUUGUCCAUCGUUAUUUCUUUAUGCAAAUUGAUGCUCAAAUGAUUCAUGAAUAGAUACCGAAUUUCCUUGCUGUUUUGAAGGUUCACGCAACGUGCCUUAGAUAGCUUUAAAGAAUCCUACUUCUUUUUGAUUGGAAUAGGUGUAGUUUCAUUGGCUAUUAAUUUAUUACAUGGAAUUAUGGCGGGCAGACAAUUACGGAUCAUAACGCAGAUGUGUUAAAGGCGUUAUAUCACAUAAAAUGGUAUAUGGCACCUGUACAAGUGCAAAAAUUAAUUCUUUUCUUAAUGUUAAAAAAUACAAAAAGUUUCGGUAUAGUCAUUGGAGGAGUAUAUGUUGCGUCAUUAGAAGGUUUUAUCACGCUUUCAAGUAUGUCGUUAUCUUAUUUUAUGGUAAUCUAUUCUGCGCAAUAAUGAACAUGUAUUAUAAUAAAAAAUAAUAUAAUUAUAACAAAUUGCACGUGAGUUGUUGUCGGAUUAAUAAUGUUUCAUCAAAAAUAUUAUAAAUAAAUGUUAAGAUAAAUAUUACCAUAAGAGAAAAUCGCAAUUGUCAUACUUUACUUUAUUCAUAAUUCUUACUAUCGUUUUAACGUAUUAUACAAGUAUAAUAUUUCUUAUGUUAUAAAAUAAAAGUAGAUACGAUGUCUUUUGCGACGUAUUAAACUAUAAAACGAAGUAUGGUCGCGAAAAAUUUUUCUGAUGUUAUUCGCGUCAGUUAGAAGUUGUAGUAAAAUGACAUAUAAUUAUAUAUCAAAAUCGAUCGUAAUUGUGAAAAACGACUUUCGAACGGCGCAUUUGUUCUUUAAAUUAUUAUAUCAUUUAAUAUUACUCUAAGGGUAUACCUUCGAUGUUUUUUACGGAAAAUAUAAGGGGAAAAUAAGCGGAAUACGUAAUGCAACACAACUGGAAGGGAGAAAAAGAAUAAUUUCCGCGAUAGCCUUGCAGUCGAGUUUCGGCAUUUGAAGAGAAAUGUUUGUCUCUGCGACUUACGACUUUCAUCAGCGCGGACUUCACUAUAAACCUAGUCACGAAAGUAUUAUCGAUCGUUCUUCCUAUGUUAGUAUCCAUCAUAAAACACGGCGCCUUCUUCUACAACAGCCGAAAAAUGAAACAUCUUAUAAAUCUAAUAUGGUAUCACUGGACUAUAAUUCAGGAUAAACAAGAAAUUGCAAUAUUAGAAAAGUAUACCAAAUUCUCCAGGCGAUUUACAAUUUUUAUACUACACGCCUUUGCUUUGAGCAUGUUCAUUAUGAUGAUAGGCCACAUAUGGCCAGUGAUUUUGGAUACAAUGGUACCGUUGAACUCAUCUCGGCCACGACAUUUCUACAUUUUAGUGGAAUGUUUUAUCGAUGAAGAAAAAUAUUUUUUUUGGCUUUUGUUACAUACUAUUUUGACUAUAUCUACAGCAUUGAUAAUGAUGAUAUCCGUUGGAACUAUGCUCAUGAGUUGCAUUUUCCAUGCUUGUGCAAUGUUCAAAAUUGCAAGCUAUCGCAUUAGACAUGCAGUGACCGAGGAUUUUGAAGCAUCAUCUUCCCAAAAAGAUCAUGCAAUUUAUAAAAAAAUAAUUAACGGAGUGCAUAUUCAACGAAAAGCUAUAGAAUUUGCUGAUUUAAUCGUGUCCGAUAUGAAAAUACCUUUUUUCAUAUUACUUACUGUGGGGAUAGCUUCAUUAGUUCUUAAUAUAUUUCAAAUUUGUGUUAAUAGAAUAGAAGAGCGUAUUAAAGCGUUGCAAGAACGAAAACUUGAGAUAACGAAGAAUGAAUUGAGUGGCGGUAAGAAGAACGCAUCUACAAAGCUUGCGCUAAACGAUCUCAAAUCUCUAUUCGGCUUCUAA
This is a messenger RNA of Wasmannia auropunctata (little fire ant), 1893 nucleotides long. RefSeq lists its product as uncharacterized. Gene Ontology annotation, molecular function: odorant binding; olfactory receptor activity. The record is from RefSeq and is a predicted model, not a curated record. Lineage: Eukaryota; Metazoa; Arthropoda; Insecta; Hymenoptera; Formicidae. Gene Ontology annotation, cellular component: membrane. Gene Ontology annotation, biological process: sensory perception of smell. The coding region runs from base 1114 to 1893 and encodes 259 amino acids. The transcript has 10 exons.